UGAUGUGAAAAGACAUUAAAGGAUUAGAGCAUAACUAAUGCACUGCAGGAUUACGGACAAACCAGGGUAGAGACAGAGCUGGAGGUAAACAGAGACAGAAAAAGACUGAGAGAGAGCUGGAUAAAAGGCCUGCAGGUGCACUGAGCAACUGAUUCAAAUCCUAUAGAAAUUAAAGACUGUAAGGAUCCAGCAGCCUGCAUGGCAUACUCAGGUGAAGACAUGCUCACAGUGAUGAAUAUAGAGAGGAUUAUCGAGUGUAUCAGACAGGACGAUCAGAAAGGACUGAAAGCAGAACUACAGCAAUUUAAUCGAGAGUAUGCGCAGUGUUUCUUCUAUGAUUUGGAGGAGAGGGAGAAAAGAAAAAGGCUGGAGCUGGAGGAGUUCCGAAAGAAUAAAGUGCGGGAUUAUGUGUCAGACUCGGAUUCAGACUACGACGAAUCCAGUAACCCAGAUGUCAUUUUGAGACAGGCUCUGGCUACGGUUUUGAUCAGGUUCCUCCGGACUGAACCGAAAGGGCGUGUGCUGAAAGUAUGCCUGAGAUCCUUACGGAUUCUCUCGAGGGACAAAAAGGUUUUGGGCCCUCUGAUCACUGACAGAGCGCUUCUCACUCUAGCACACCUAGGCGGCAUCAGCAACGCACCCGUUCCCAAAGAAGACGCCGACGGUGACGCCGACCCCUAUAAUGACAUCAUCGAGGCCAUUUCUGAGAGCAAACUGGGCCGAGCGGAUGAGGACGAUCGCGACGAUGAGGAAGAUGAUGGUUGCGGGGCCGCAAGCGGUGAUGCCAAUGACCUCACGGUCUGGAGCCCGAACGACUGGUGUGGCGAGCGUAAGGCCAGCACCUUUUCGAACAUGAGCCUCGGACCUUCUCGCCGGAGGAGCAGCGUUUUUAAAGCUCUCACGCCUGGUAAAAGAGACAGCAGAGGAAGCCUGGGAGGAGGAGAGGAAGAGGAGGAAAAAGAAGAAAAAGUUGAUGAUGAAGGCAACAGGAAGGAAGUCAUGAAAAUCUUCUGUAACAUUGUUUACAAUAGUGCUUGGGCACAAGAGAGAGCCAGUGAACUCAGUCUCCUGUGUGGUCUGACAGAAAAGCUCAAUAAGGAGUUUCAUUCCGCAUCUUCCCCUUGUGGUCAGUUUUACGCACUACGGUUCAUGUUCUUACUGACGGCGUUGAGACCUGAACUCAGAGCGCAGCUGAAACAAGAGGGAGGAGUGCCGCUGUUGACCACAGUGCUGGAGAAGAGUUUAUCAGUCCAGUGGAAGGAUCAGUAUGAGGUCGUACUGGAUCCUGCAGCACCUCCUAUAAGUGUGGAGGACUCACAGCAGGCUCAGGAGGCCCUCAAGAUCCUAUUUAAUAUCACACACAGCACACACACUCAAGAACCUGAAGAGGACGAUGCGUCUCUCUAUCGCCAUCUGGCUGCAGUUUUGCGUCACUGUCUGAUGGUCUCCUGUGAGGAGGAGGAAGCUGCAGAUGAAUUAAAAGGGCAUGCAGCAAAUAUGCUGUCUGCUCUCCCGUUGAGCUGUCUAGACGUUCUGGUAUCUGUGCCUCUGGGUCCAGACUCACACCAGAUGAAUGGAGCCAACAUGGACUGUGUGCACAACCUGCUCAUGUACAUGGAGAGAAAGCUAGAGCAGGGUGAAAAGGUCAAAGAGAGACUGACUCCUGUACUGAACUUGCUGACUGAGUGCUCCAGAGCUCACAGAGACACAAGACACUACCUCAGACAACAGAUUCUGCCUCCGUUAAGAGAUGCCAGCACUAAACCUGAACAGGGAACCACCAUGAGGAAUCGUCUGGUCAGGCUGAUGACCAACCUGGACACUGAGCUCAAACACUGCGCUGCUGACCUGCUCUUCGUGCUCUGCAAGGAGAACGUGAGUCGUUUCGUGAAGUACACUGGAUACGGAAAUGCCGCUGGACUUCUGGCCACUAGAGGUUUGCUGGGAGGUCAAAGGUCAAAGGCCACAUCAUCAGGCACGAAGUACUCUAGCGAUUCAGACUCGGACACCGAGGAGUACCGGCAGAUUAAAGACAGAGUGAAUCCAGUGACGGGACAGGUGGAAGAGGAGCAGCCUGAUCCGAUGGAGGGAAUGACGGAUGAGGAGAAAGAGGAGGAGGCUCACCGGCUCAUCAGCCUUUUUAACAAACUCUCAAAGGAUAAUGUGAUUCAGCCAAUGGGACUGAACGAAGAGGGUCAGCUGGUGCCGCUGUCAGACCUCAGAGACCUUUCGGCGGAGGAGAGGAAAUCGGAGGAAGAACAUGAUGACCUGGAGAAUGUGGAGUAGAAUCAGAACAGAUGAUCGAAAUGGAAUAGAUAAAAUAAUAAUAAUAAUAUUUUAAUAUUAUUAUAUAUAGUCUUUAUAGUAACAUCACCUAGUCUUCCACUUAAAUAUAUCUAAUUAAUUGAGGCACUUUAAUUAGUUAGUACACAACCGGUUAAAAGUUUGGAUCAAUAAGAUUUUUUAAAUAAAUGAAUAUUUUUAUUUAGGCAGGAUGCAUGAAAUUUAUAAAAAGUAACAGUAAAAAAAUGUAAGAAAAUGUAAGAAAAAUACAAGUGUAUAAUAGUUUCCACAAAAAUAAUCAGACAAUCAAGCAGCAAAUUAGCAUAUUAAAAUGAUUUCUGAAAGAUCAUGUGACACUGAAGACUGGAGUAUUGAUGCUAAAAAUUCAGUUUUGCACCACAGAAAUAAAUAAAAUUGUACAAUAUAUUCACAUAGAAAACAUUUAGUUUAAAUUGUAAUAAUAUUUCACAAUUUUUACUGCUUGCAAAAAGCAUAAAAGACUUCAUAAACAUUAAAAAAAAUCGUACUGAACCUUUGAAAGGUAGCGUAUAUAUAAAUAUGUUUACAUCGAUAUUAUUCAAAUAGUCAAUGCAUUUAUGUACUGUGAAGGACUGUAUGUUCUUUAAAUAUUCCUUUAAAUGUUUAUUUAUCUUCAGUGAAUGUAGAAUCAAUGAUAAAACCAUAGUGUGUCUGUCUGACAUUAAAAAGUAUAUAAAUUGUAUUAUUUUUAUGAAAUAACCGAUCGUUUCGCUAGAUAAGAGCCUUCUUCCUCGGCUGGGAUUGUUUACAACCGCAUUUGGGAUCGUUUGAAGCUGCAUUUAAACUGCAUUUGAAAGUUCAAACUCGGAGCACCAUAGAUGUCCACUAUAUUGAAAAAAAUUCUGAAAUGCUUUCCUCAAAAGACAUAAUUUCUGAAGAAGGACUGAAGAAAGAAAGACAUGAACAUGACAAGGGGGUGAAGACAUUAUCUGUAAUUUUUUGUUCUGGAACUGAACUUCUCCUUUAAUAUAAGUUAGUUGUUGUAUCCUCUAGUGUCCUAAACAGGUAACAAAACAUGUUGUGGGAUUCUUGGUUUUUAUUUACAUUGUGUAGCACCGGGAGGCUCCGCCCACGGUGAAAUCUCACUGGUCCAAAUCCCUCUCCAUAUCUGAAUAUUA
Labeo rohita (rohu) is the source of this 3440-nucleotide messenger RNA. RefSeq names its product synembryn-A. The coding region runs from base 199 to 2286 and encodes 695 amino acids. Gene Ontology annotation, molecular function: guanyl-nucleotide exchange factor activity; G-protein alpha-subunit binding. Gene Ontology annotation, cellular component: plasma membrane; cytoplasm. The record is from RefSeq and is a predicted model, not a curated record. The transcript is spliced from 14 exons. Lineage: Eukaryota; Metazoa; Chordata; Actinopteri; Cypriniformes; Cyprinidae. Gene Ontology annotation, biological process: G protein-coupled receptor signaling pathway.